This is a messenger RNA of Lutzomyia longipalpis, 667 nucleotides long. RefSeq names its product succinate dehydrogenase assembly factor 2-A, mitochondrial. The coding region runs from base 135 to 614 and encodes 159 amino acids. Gene Ontology annotation, cellular component: mitochondrion. The transcript is spliced from 2 exons. Gene Ontology annotation, biological process: tricarboxylic acid cycle; mitochondrial electron transport, succinate to ubiquinone; mitochondrial respiratory chain complex II assembly. The record is from RefSeq and is a predicted model, not a curated record. NCBI's taxonomy places the organism in Eukaryota, Metazoa, Arthropoda, Insecta, Diptera, Psychodidae.
GCAACGACGUAAGCCGAAAAAAAUUGUCAACUCGUGCCAUUUGUUUUGAUUUUCUUCCCUGCAAAUUAUUUCUCCUGAAAAUCCACAAAAUAAUUAAGAAUUUUACUUUUUCUCUGUGAAAUCUCGAAGAAAAAAUGCUGCGCCUUGUCCUGCAACAGACUGUCCGGAGGAGGGAACUUUUUCGACUGGGCGCUUCCUUCUGUGAUUCCCGACAAGGAGGAGAUCCCAAUCAAGUGCCGUGCAUUGAUGUGGACGACCCAAAGCUGGUUAUAAUCCCUGAGUACCCAUUCAAGGAGAAUGAAUCCCUUCAGACACAGAAAGCACGUCUUUUGUAUCAAUCCCGGAAGCGUGGGAUGCUGGAAAAUGAUCUGCUGCUGAGUACUUUUGCGGCAAAACACCUCGGAGGGAUGACGAAGGAACAGACAGAUAUCUAUGACAGAUUAAUUAAUGGACCAUCAAAUGAUUGGGAUAUCUACUACUGGGCCACAGAGAGAAAGCCCAUUCCGGAGGAGUAUGACACGGAGAUUAUGCGCCUCCUGCGGGAACACGUGAGGAAUGAACCACGAGAGAUACGAUCCAGGCAACCAGAUCUCGCACAGGCAAAGAGGGAUUAGUAGGAGAAAGUAUUUUUGUGAAAAAAUAAACUUUAAUUUAGGAAAAAUUAACA